CCCGCCCCCUCCCUACGGAAGGCGACAGCCCGGAUGAUGGCUAGUGAGACAAAGGAAGACGUGCUGCACGAGGACGUGGCAAGGGCGCGCAGCUACUACGACAGCGAUGACGCAGAGGCGUUUUACUCGACUGUGUGGGGAGGCGAGAACAUCCACAUCGGCCUGUACCAGGACGAGGCAGAGAGCAUUGCAGACGCGAGCCACCGCUCUGUGGAGACCCUUGCCAAGAAGCUGGCGCCCUUGCACAAAGCAAGCCAUGUCCUGGACAUGGGGUCUGGCUACGGCGGCACAGCGCGAUACCUGGCCCGCACGUUCGGCUGCCGCGUCACCGGGCUCAACCUGAGCGAGGUGGAGAACCAGCGCGCGCGCAGCCUCAACGAGAAGCACGGCCUGCACGACAGGGUGCAGAUUGUGCAGGGCAUGUUCGAGGCCGUGGAGCUCCCAGAUGCGCAUUUCGAUGCCGUGUGCUCACAGGACUCGUUCCUGCACAGCAGCGACCGCGCACAGGUGGUGGCGGAGGCGGCGCGCCUGCUCAAGCCUGGCGGCGUGUUCGUGUUCACGGACAUCAUGCAGGCGGACGACUGCGACCCAAAACGCCUGCAGCCCAUCUUCGAGCGCAUCGACCUCUCCUCCCUCGGCUCGCCCGAGUUCUACCGCAACGCCGCAGAGCUGCACGGCCUGGAGGAAGUGGCGUUUGAGGACAACACGCACCACCUCAUCACGCACUACUCGCGCGUCCUCAGCGAGACGGUCGCCAAGGAGGACGUGCUCCGUCAACGCAUCAGCAACGCCUACCUCGACCGCAUGAAGCGCGGCCUGGACCUCUGGGUCAACGCGGGUCGUGAUCGCCAGCUCGUCUGGCCGCUCUUCACCUUCCGCAAGCCAGCAGAACAGGCCAACUGA
This is a messenger RNA of Salpingoeca rosetta, 903 nucleotides long. Its product is annotated as methyltransferase type 11. Lineage: Eukaryota; Choanoflagellata; Craspedida; Salpingoecidae. Gene Ontology annotation, molecular function: S-adenosylmethionine-dependent methyltransferase activity. Bases 34 to 903 code for a protein of 289 amino acids. The record is from RefSeq and is a predicted model, not a curated record. The transcript has a single exon.